This is a messenger RNA of Talaromyces rugulosus, 735 nucleotides long. RefSeq lists its product as uncharacterized. The transcript has a single exon. NCBI's taxonomy places the organism in Eukaryota, Fungi, Ascomycota, Eurotiomycetes, Eurotiales, Trichocomaceae. The record is from RefSeq and is a predicted model, not a curated record. Gene Ontology annotation, biological process: carbohydrate metabolic process. Gene Ontology annotation, cellular component: membrane. Gene Ontology annotation, molecular function: hydrolase activity, acting on carbon-nitrogen (but not peptide) bonds. Bases 1 to 735 code for a protein of 244 amino acids.
AUGCUGUUGCUACUACUCCUACUGUUAUGCCUUCUACUGCCGCUUCUUGUUACCCUGUGGCUUGUCUAUCGUCCUCCCUCUAAGCUGAUCCAGUACUUUCAGCAUCGCUGGCCGGACGUUCUUUGGCACGUGCCCACAUCCGACAAAGUCAUCGCCUUGACAAUCGACGAUGGCCCAUCGAUUCACACACGCGAGAUUCUGGGUAUCCUCAAAGAACACAAUGUUACGGCAACUUUUUUCGUGAUCGGGUCCAAUGCGAUUGGCAACCACAAGGAUAUCCUUCAGGACCUGAUCCGCAACGGCAAUGAACUUGCCAACCACGCGAUGAGCGAUGAGCCCUCGUACAAGCUUGACAACGCCGAACUGGCGUCACAAAUACGAGCGGUUGAACAGAUCAUUGACAACACUUAUCAGCUUGCCCCUUCUUCGGCGCGGAGUGCUCCCAGGUACUUUCGCCCUGGAUCUGGCUUUUUCACCACCCGGAUGCGAAAACUCCUGCAGGAGCUGGGUUAUACCCUCGUUUUAGGGGGGAUAUAUCCACAUGAUCCGCAAAUUUCUUUCUCGACAGUCAACGCUGCUCAUGUGUUGAGCAUGGCCCGGCCCGGCGGGAUAGUCAUCUGUCACGACGGGCGACGCUGGACGCCACCAAUGCUUAAGAUUGUUCUUCCAGAAUUAAAACGAAGAGGAUAUCGCAUUGUCACCGUUACAGAGUUAUUGGGCUCGCGAAUAUCAUAA